Radiomyces spectabilis is the source of this 1813-nucleotide messenger RNA. RefSeq lists its product as uncharacterized. Bases 235 to 1488 code for a protein of 417 amino acids. Lineage: Eukaryota; Fungi; Mucoromycota; Mucoromycetes; Mucorales; Radiomycetaceae. Gene Ontology annotation, cellular component: membrane. The record is from RefSeq and is a predicted model, not a curated record. The transcript has 2 exons. Gene Ontology annotation, biological process: carbohydrate metabolic process. Gene Ontology annotation, molecular function: chitin deacetylase activity.
UUUACGGACCUUAUCUUCAUUUGGCUCCAAUGCAAAGCAACAAGGUCAAACCUAAAAUGAGCCAUUCAUAUUGCAACUGAAUAAGAAACAAUUCUUGUUUGUUCCAUUAGACUUGUGGCGAAGUGUCUGUGGCGUAAGACGGAACCAUCAUGACUUUUGAACUUAACCUAUUUGUAGUCAUGGUUGAGAGUGAAAUCCAGGUUCAAGGUGAACACUUAUUAUAUAAAGAAGCGAAUGCGUACACCACGUCUCGGAAAGCGAAGAAAAUCCUUACCGAACGGAUUUAUUCUUGACUGUUGGAUUUUGAAAAAAAAAAAGAAGACUCGACACUCCAUGGCCAACCACUCCUCUCUUACUCAUUCGUCACGUUCAACGUCACGUCUAUCGAUGGGCAUGCUUAUGCUCGUUCUGUGUGGACUGCUGGCUUCGAUGGUCGCUGCCCAAGGUGAGGCCAGUGAUAUCAAAGUGCCCCAAAACUCGGAAUGGCUUAAAGCUGUCGACUUGUCAAGAGUCCCCGAUAUUGCGGUGCGUCCUGUCGGAUCCGGUAUCUGUCCCAACGCUACAUGCGACGGUACCGAUAACGACCGUUGCUUUGAGAGCUGUGGCAACACACCCACGAAAGAAGAUGUGUAUGGAUGUCCCAAGGAUCACCAUUGGGCAUUGACCUUUGACGACGGUCCGAGCAAAUACACUCACGAACUUUUGGAUCUCUUGGAUAAGAGCAACAUCAAAGCGACCUUUUGCGUGCUAGGCUCCCACGUGAAAGAAUUUCCAGAUGUGCUUCGACGAGCAUACCAAUCCGGUCAUCAAAUCGCUUCGCACACUUAUUCUCAUCCUCACUUGAUGAGCUUAACCAAUGAACAAAUCAUCUACGAAGUCAAGGCCACUGAGGAAGCUAUUCAGGAAGUCCUGGGCAUUACACCCAAGUAUAUCCGACCACCCUUUGGUGAAGCCGAUGCACGUGUGAAAGCCUUGUUGAAAUCCAUGGGAUACAAGGUUCUGCUCUGGAACGUGGAUCCCACCGACUACGAUGUAUUUAACCUCCCCGAUGCUCCUACCAAAAUCCAAGGUGCUUUCAAGAUGGCGGCCGCCGGCAAAGACACAGGUCUCAAUCCCCAUGAAGACGUCGGUUUCAUUAGCUUGCAACACGAUCUUUACAAGGAAUCCAUCGAUCAGGUGCCAGUAGUGAUCGAUUACCUCAAAGGCCGUGGCUACAAAUUUGUCACCUCGGCUGAAUGUGUGGACGAUAAAGAACCCCAUCGAUCGCCCGCUCUGAUGCGUGCUCAGACAGUCGAUAGAGCCGCUUCAGCAUCCACCUCGGCUUCUUCUUCCACCAGCAGCGCGGCCAAAUCGUCCUCGACCGCCAGCAGCUCAUCGAACGAAAAUAUCGCUAGUCCUACCAACUCCCACUCCGGUGCCAAUACGCUUUCCACAUCCGCCUCUUUGCUCUUGGGUCUUGUGGCUCUCACAUUCAUGUUCUCAGCUUAAAAAAAAGUCUUCAUUCAUUGAAGGUUUUUUUAGCAGCCAUUUUUUCUCUUGUUGCAAAAUAAUACAUCGUUCUUACCAAAAUACAUACGUGCAUGUAAUAAGAAAAAAGAAUAACUAUACCAAUGGUGUCCAUCAAACUUGGGUUGUGCCGGGAAAUUUUGAAAGUUGAUGAGAUUGGUGCAACGUUGAAAUUUUGAUUGACACUCACAAGCCACUGCAGUUACAAUGACCUCUUUUGGCAGUCCUUGGGUCUUGAGUUGCCACUUGUUUAAGCUCGUGAUUUCAUGCUGUGGACUCGUCUUCGUCCGUGCAUCUCCUCUUGUCG